This is a messenger RNA of Acromyrmex echinatior (Panamanian leafcutter ant), 999 nucleotides long. RefSeq names its product Coiled-coil-helix-coiled-coil-helix domain containing 3 (gene Chchd3). Gene Ontology annotation, biological process: inner mitochondrial membrane organization. Gene Ontology annotation, cellular component: MICOS complex. The record is from RefSeq and is a predicted model, not a curated record. NCBI's taxonomy places the organism in Eukaryota, Metazoa, Arthropoda, Insecta, Hymenoptera, Formicidae.
AUCCCACAUCUCAUUCCCGCGGCGGGUAUGGCCGUUCGCUUCUCGCUUUCAAGGCUUCUGUCUGGUUUGAAAUUAUGAUUUAUGUAAUUUGACUUUGAUGAGGCGAAAAAUUGGGAAAAGCAGCUGUUCGUCGGACUAGGACGUCGGAUAAAGCUCGCCACACGAGCGAGAUCACGAGGUAUUUCGCGGAGGGUUGCAGAAAUUAGAAAUCAGAAUCCCGAGGAUGGGCUCCGGCCAGAGUGCCCGCAAGUUGACCAUCUCGAACGAGGAGGAAGUCGGGGUGAUCAAGGUGUCAAACGCGAUCGUACAGCGUCUCGCUCAGGGGGAGAGAUCAAAGUCGCACAAGCCACUGCCGGAUGAGAAACCUGCCGCACCGAUCCAAGACCCGGUGAACCCCCCUGACGCCAGUGAAGCGACAACUGGGCAGCCAGUGUAUUAUCCAGAGUUGACGGUGUCCGCUCUUCAAAUACAGCAGCAAAUGGAAGAGGAACUGAAUCGGCAGAAUCAGUACUGGCAGAGGCGUCUACAAACUAUUGAAGAUAGUUACCAAAAGAUUAAUCGCGUUUUAGAGGAAGAAUACAAAAAGGCAGCUAACGAGUCCUCUGUUGCUAAGUCUGAGGGACAAACAAUUGCAAAUAUCCAGAAUGUAGUGCAACCGUGUUUAGAGAACAGUAACAAAGUUCUGAAGUGUUUCCAGGACCAUCCCAAAGAGACUCUGAAAUGUUCAGAUUUGGUGGAAGAGUUUUCAAAUUGUGUCUGGAAGGUGCAUACAUGCAUGAUCGAAACGCGUUCGUAAUAUAUUCUAUUUGCGCAUUUCUUGGAUCAUAACAUCUUCAAAACAGGACAUUUAGUUGACAGAUAAAUUGUAUAUCAAAUUGUAAUGCCUAAAAUGCUUGUCUCAGCAGAAUUGUUGCUGAUGAAAAAUAGUAUAAAGCAAAGAGUACAUGAGGAGAAAUGUAAAAAAUAAAUGAAUAUAUAUUGUGAUUUAUAACAAAAUGA